AUGAGUUUCAAGGGCCUUCAGAAGGGGAUUGUCCGCGCGCCUCAACAACUGAAGGCAAAGUUCAACAUUGGCGAGCACACCAAAGACGCCGUCUACAUCGAUUCGGAGCGCCGGUUCCAGGAACUCGAAACCGAGACGAAGCGCCUCCACGAUGAGAGCAAAAAGUACUUUGAGGCCAUCAAUGGCAUGCUCUCGCACCAGAUCGAGUUUUCCAAGGCCAUGACCGAGAUCUACAAGCCGAUUAGCGGCCGCAUGUCGGAUCCCGAGACGCUCAAGGUGCAGGGCAAUCCCGAAGGCAUCCGUGCGUGCGAGGAGUACGAGGCCGUGGUCAAGGACCUGCAGGAGACGCUGGCGCCGGAGCUCGAGAUGAUCGAGAGUAGGGUAAUUGGUCCGGCGAACGAGCUGAUGGACGUCAUCAAGGUGAUCCGCAAGACGGCCAUUAAGCGCGAGCACAAGAAGCUCGACUACGAUCGCCACCGCGCCACCCUCAAGAAGCUGCAGGACAAGAAGGACAAGACGGCCAAGGACGAGAAGGCCCUGUGGAAGGCCGAGAACGACGUGGAGCAGGCGACCCAAGAGUUCAACUACUUCAACGACCUGCUCAAGGAGGAGCUUCCUAAGCUGUUUGCGCUCGAGCGCGAGUUCAUCCAGCCGCUCUUCCAGUCGUUUUACUACAUGCAGCUCAACAUCUUUUACACCUUGCACGAGCGCAUGCAGCGGGUAGAUAUCGGCUACUUCGACCUGACGCUCGACCUGGAGGAGGCCUUCCACAACAAGCGCGGCGACGUCCAGGAGCGCGCCGAGGCGCUCUCCAUCGUCAAGUUCAAAACGACGGGCCAGAAGCGCCCGCCCAAGUACGCUCCCAAGCGUCCCGGCGCGAUCGAGGCAGGGCCCAAGCCGGCCGGUCUGCUCACGGCAGGAACAUCCACCGCCGACGUGACAGAAAACACGUCGUCAUCACCGGCGUUGUCUCCCGUAGCGGCGAUAGCAGCAGCACCGUCCAAAUCCCCCGCGGUAUCCUCUUUCCGACCGACGUGGCGCCAGAGCCAGCAGGCGGACGGCGUCGAGAACCCGCCACCGCCGUACUCCGCCGCCCCGGUAUCCCCCGCGCUCGGCAGCCCGGGGAGCGCGUCGCUGGCGGCAGCGGCCGCGGCCAAGUCUAAGCCGAAGCCGCCGCCGCCGCCGAAGCCCAAGCCAAACCGGCUGUCGGGGGCGCCCAAAAUCGAGACGGUCAUCGCCCUGUACGACUACUCGGCGCAGGCCGAGGGGGAUCUUAGCUUCCGGGCGGGCGACGUUAUUGAGGUUAUCACGCGGACGGCGAAUGAGAAUGAGUGGUGGACGGGGAGGUUGCAUGGGAAGCAGGGGCAGUUUCCCGGUAAGUUUUCUCUUUCCUUUUCCUUUUUUCUUUCUUUCUCUCUUUUUUCCCCCUAUAUUUCCACGUUCCUUGCUCUGCUUUCCUGCGGGAGGGCUGCGAGAGACAUUGAAAGGGAUGAGAACUGA
This is a messenger RNA of Parathielavia appendiculata, 1500 nucleotides long. Its product is annotated as BAR-domain-containing protein. Gene Ontology annotation, cellular component: medial cortex; mating projection tip; actin cortical patch. The coding region runs from base 1 to 1500 and encodes 499 amino acids. The transcript has 2 exons. Lineage: Eukaryota; Fungi; Ascomycota; Sordariomycetes; Sordariales; Chaetomiaceae. Gene Ontology annotation, biological process: endocytosis; actin cortical patch localization; plasma membrane tubulation. The record is from RefSeq and is a predicted model, not a curated record. Gene Ontology annotation, molecular function: lipid binding; protein binding.